AUGACAGCUUCACUAGUCACAUUGUCGCAUUUCUGUGCUCAUAUAAAGAAUUGUCUUAAUAUAAAUUUGGCCAAGACGGCAGUACCAUACACAAGAACUAAUUUACAAGCUGCAUUACAGUUAUAUAACCAAGGUUUCAUAUCAGGUAUACAAAGAGGUUCAACAACUGGACCAGAUUUAAUACCGACGGAUGCAACGCCAGAUAACAUUAGUACAAGAAGAUUAUGGAUAGAUUUAAAAUACAGAAAUAAUGCUCCAGUCAUAUCCAGCUUGGAAAUGGUCUCUAAACCAAGUAAAAAAAUUUACUUGAGUGCCGAUGACAUCAAAGCAUUAGCCUCAAGCUUGAAAGUUCGAAGAGUUGACCCAAUACAACCAGCCGAAUGCUUAUUUAUUGAACACAAGCAAGACAUUUACGAAGUCAAUGAAGCCGCUGAGAAGGGAUUAUCUGGUAGAGCCUUGUUCCGUGUGAGAUAA
Messenger RNA from Lodderomyces oxycetoniae, 474 nucleotides. RefSeq names its product mitochondrial 37S ribosomal protein MRPS8. Lineage: Eukaryota; Fungi; Ascomycota; Pichiomycetes; Serinales; Debaryomycetaceae. Gene Ontology annotation, biological process: translation. Gene Ontology annotation, molecular function: structural constituent of ribosome. The record is from RefSeq and is a predicted model, not a curated record. The coding region runs from base 1 to 474 and encodes 157 amino acids. Gene Ontology annotation, cellular component: ribosome. The transcript has a single exon.